This is a messenger RNA of Adineta ricciae, 1560 nucleotides long. Lineage: Eukaryota; Metazoa; Rotifera; Eurotatoria; Adinetida; Adinetidae. The record is from the annotation of a GenBank genome assembly.
AUGAGCUACUACGACGAUUACUACGAUGAUUGUUUAUCUGAUGACGAUGACUAUGAUGUCUACUAUCAUAACUACAGUGUAGAUUAUGCAAAUCAAUUGUUAAAUGGUCAUCAUGCUAUUACAUCAUGUUUACCACGACAACGUCGAAAACAUCAUCGACAUACGCCACGGUUGGUUCGAGUGGCAACGUUAGAUCAAAUGCCAAUUACCAAUCGACCUCAACUUGUUCCUUCGUUACAUAGUCAACCUAAAUAUGGAAUUAAUCAACAGAUUCCGGUUCCACCAUUGAAUCUGACUUCACGUUUACCAACAUUGGAAGCCACCAAUGAAGAAAUGGAGCGAAGAAUAUCAAGGAGACCUGAACCUAUAUCAGAGGUAGUUGAAGAGCACAAUGGCCCACCAAUUAUUACUGCUAAUAAUAUCAUUGAUGCGGCGACGACGACGACGACUACACAGGAAGAUAUGCAUCGACCUUUGACAGAAGAAGAAUUGAGACAAGUUCAACAACAGCAAGAGGCUUUUCAACAGCAUUUACUCAAUAUGCAGCGGCAUAUACUAGAGCAAGGUCAACAGGCAGGACAACAACAGCAACGGGAACAAGAAACGCCGACAAUACCUUCUUCAGCAUCUCAUUUUUCGAAAAAACGAGCAAAGAAAUCCUUUCAUGAUUUAGAACGUGAUGAUGAUCAAGCUGAGAUUGCAGAACUAAUUGAAAAUGAUCCUUAUUUUGCUGCUGCAAUGGAAGAUUUUGCUUACUCACAUGGACUAUUACAUAAACAUCGUCAUAGAACUCAUUCAGACGAUUCUUCUUCUUCUCAUCAGUCUCAACAUCUAAGUAAAAAACAUCGAACUCAAUUUCAAAAGAAACCACCGUCACGUCGUUUAUCUCAUUCUUCAUCCUCAUCUUCAGCAGCAAUAUCAAUACCAGCAGUUCACAGACCGCUGUCGGAUCCACGUGGAUCAAAUACGGAUUUAAUUCUUUUACGAGAACUACAAGGUAUUCGUCGUGUCAUGGAAGAAUAUGUUCAAGAUCAACGAAAUCGACCCAAUCCACCUCCAGCGAUGUAUCCACCAUGGGGUUCUUAUGAAAGUCCUUAUCAACCAUCAGUAUUUCCACAAGAUCGACCACAUCCGAAGCCGCAUCCGAAUCAACUUGUUUAUCAGAAUGUAGUCAAUGCCGUAAAAGAAGCUCUCGAACGUCGUUCACCAACUCAACGUGAACAGCCACUGAAACCAAGUGAAAUCGAUCCAUCAUUAAAACAUACUUAUACACGACGCCCACAAAUUCCUCCACCUACAAUUAAACCGCAACAGCAAGUUCGAAGACCAUCAUCUGGCUCAUCAUCAUCAUCAUCGUCGUCGUCAAAAACCACAGCAGCAAAACCUGCUGCUAUUCCUCCUGCGCCUCCGUACGAACCUCUCGCUAAUUUCUCUUCAACUCGUCCUCCAAUCAAUCAAAAUCGUACACUAUCAUAUGGAAAACAUGAAAAUCAAUCAGAUAUCUACGAUACACUUUUACCCGGACAUUAUUUACGUUUAUCUCAUAAUAAAUAUAAUUAA